This is a messenger RNA of Parnassius mnemosyne (clouded apollo), 558 nucleotides long. The record is from the annotation of a GenBank genome assembly. Lineage: Eukaryota; Metazoa; Arthropoda; Insecta; Lepidoptera; Papilionidae.
AUGGACCCCGUCAUCAUAACGCCGGAUGACGUAACUGAGGCGGUCCGUAGGGCCCCGAACUGGAGAAGUCCGGGACUCGACGGACUGCAUUACUACUGGCUGAAGGGGUUUGUGGUGUGUCAAAGUCGCGUCCGAGCCUCUUCACUACCGGGAUCUAUUGGAAUUCAUUUGGUUCCUAAAGACCGGGCUUCCACAGACCCAAGCAAAUACCGCCCCACUACGUGUCUACCCACCAUAUAUGAGACACUGACAUCCAUUUUGCGUACGCGAAUCAUUCAUCACCUGGAUUUAAAUCAGGUGAUGUCGCGUGCUCAAAAUGGAUGCCGGGGCGAUGGUCGUGGAACCAAGGAACCACUCCUCAUUGACGCGGCCAUUGGCAAAGUGGUUAAACGCAACCGUCGGAACUUCUCCGCCGCCUGGAUAGACUACAAAAAGGCAUUCGACUCGGUGCCUCAUACAUGGCUAAAGAGGGUUCUUGAGCUGUACAAGGUUGACUGUACUGUAGAGCCUUCCUCGGGCAGUGUAUGGGGCAGUGGAGUACAAUCCUUUGUGGGAUGA